UAUCUCGUCAAACGUAUGGAAGCUAGGUGUCAAAAAUGCUUUUCUUUAUUAGUUUUCAUACAGUCACAAUCUUUUUAAGAGAUCUUGACAAUUUCGGAUAGUUGUGUUGCACUUAGUUUUGAUACGACUCUUGAAAGAUGAUACAUUGACGCUAAAACCGGAAAACUCCAAAUGAAGAAAGUAGUUCAUGGAAAAGUCAUUAUUAUGUCACUCAUUAGUACAUGUAUACAUCAGUUUAUCAUGUGAUAAAAUAAGGGGUCAAACUCUACAUGUAAUUGUGUUGUUAAAAACUUAUCAGUGCAAUUAAUAGUAUCAUAACUAGUGGGACUGUCAUUAUUAACUUUUGCAACGACGGAUUUUUAUUGCUUGAAACUUUUAAUUGGUGCCGUCAAAUUGAUCCUGCUGGUGUUAUUUUAAAGGAAUGCGCAUAUUUGGAAUAAAAAUGAACUGCCGUAAAAUUCCGCUAAUUAUUUUGCUGAUAUUGAUGUGUUCUGUGUUCAGUCUUUAUAUGAUCUUUUUCAAUCAUGGACCACCAGAGGAAAUUUUAAAAACGAAUCUUAAAAAAUCUGCUGGAAGAAAGGCAAACGAGGAUGUAGAUGAAUUAACUGAUUCAGAAAUAGCAUGGAGAAAGUUCAUAAAAGACAAUAAUUACGUUGCUAUAGGAACCUUGUGGGAUUCUUGUGAUGGCGACAAAGAUACUAUUGGUAAAGUUAUUCUAUUGCCAGAUAAACAAUCAGGAGGAAUCAAAUCUCGAACUUUUGUGAAUGUAACUUUUGGUGAGGAAUAUAAUGGAGGAGAGUUAGGUAUAUCAGUGAAGUAUAAUGGUAAAGACCUAUAUGAUAAUAAAUGGGACUUCUGUAGCAUUGACGAGAACGAGGAGGAGGAAGACAGACAAGUUUUCUGUCCAUACAAACCGGGAUAUCACGCAUGGAUCACAGAUAGGAAGGUGCCCAAAUAUCUACCAAAGGGCACCUAUUUCUCGAAGACUUGGUUAACAGAUGGGGAAGGAGAACUCGUUGCCUGUGGAUUCUCAGAAUUUGUACUAUAGUGACAUAUUAUAGUGCUAUUUUUUAUGAGAUCUGAAAUAUAGUUUUGUAUUAAGAAAACCAAACAUUUUUUACUGAGCAUGAACGAAUCAGGAAAUGUGAAUGAAUGUGAGAUGGGCAAGUGACAGUUUGUUUUUUAUGUAUUAAGUUAUUGGAUAGAUUCUCAAAGUUGUAUUUGUUCAAUUAUAAACUUGCAGAGUUGAAAAUUAUUGUAAUAUGGUGUACAGAUUUAAUUUUCACGUGAGUUUUAAUGGAAUGUAUUUCGAUUUGAUACAUGGUAAUUCCAACAAUCGCCUUAAUCUUAGACGAGUUAGAUCUGUGUAAAUUACAAUACACAUAUACAACAUAAGUGGAAUAUCAACUAGUACUUCUUAUAAGUACCAUGCUAGUGGAUGAUGUCAAUAACCGUAUUAGUGUACUGAAGUGUAAAUGUCCUUAAAGAUGUAGAUAAGUGAAUUUGUAUAUUAAAUGAAUAGCUAAUGACCUUGGAUAUAUGCCACAUCGUAAAUAUAUAUAAGAUAUUAUUUGUCAUCUUAACAUUGUAAUAUACUACAUUAAUAUUUAUUGAGACUAGCUUUAUAAGUCUUAUUAUAACAACGCAAUUUCAAAAGUUAAUAUUAAUCAUUAAAAUUUUCUUUAUCAC
This is a messenger RNA of Mytilus trossulus (common blue mussel), 1689 nucleotides long. Its product is annotated as putative phosphatidylglycerol/phosphatidylinositol transfer protein DDB_G0282107. The record is from RefSeq and is a predicted model, not a curated record. NCBI's taxonomy places the organism in Eukaryota, Metazoa, Mollusca, Bivalvia, Mytilida, Mytilidae. The transcript has 4 exons. Bases 422 to 1048 code for a protein of 208 amino acids.